AUGUUCACUGCCAUACUCGUGUUGACGAGGGAACCAACUCCACCAACUCCUCUACUAUCUCAUGUUUCUAAGAAAUGUUCUUCUCCGGUGUCAUAUAUGGCGCUAAUUGGGCCGUCUCGUCUCAGUCAGCCCGAUGACGUCGUACUUAGUCCUCCUAGCCUGCAUCAGCAGAACCUACCUCCAGUACUCAUCAACACACAGGUGAGACUCGUCACUCGUUAUCUUUCAGAAUGCAAGAUUCCUAUUCAUAGGAAAACUAGUAAGACUGUGCUGUUGUAUAAGAAGGGAGACCCACAAGAAAUCGGCAAAUAUCGUCCUAUCUGCUUCCUGUCUGUCAUCUACAAGCUUUUCACAAGAGCACACAGGAUGGAAAGAACAUUAGAUGAAAAACAGGCAUCCGUAAAAGCAGGAUUUCAAAAGUUUCAGUACGAUUGA
Necator americanus (New World hookworm) is the source of this 435-nucleotide messenger RNA. RefSeq lists its product as uncharacterized. The record is from RefSeq and is a predicted model, not a curated record. The transcript has a single exon. NCBI's taxonomy places the organism in Eukaryota, Metazoa, Nematoda, Chromadorea, Rhabditida, Ancylostomatidae. Bases 1 to 435 code for a protein of 144 amino acids.